GUGUCAAGGUCGAGAAUUUUAACCUUUUUUAUUUAAUUAGGUAAUACAGAGUAAACGAGUCGAGUCAUUCCACUCGGGUUUUAAUAAAUCACGGAACAAAACAAAUAUUGAUAUAUAAUGGAUUGAAGUUCGCACAGGACGUCCGGAUAGUUUUAGGCACAAAGCACAUCACAUCAGAUUCUAGUUUAAAUUUUUCGACAGCCUUCCAACUGUAGAUAUUGGAUAAAUAAAAAAAAAAAAUAUAUAUAAAUUUAAAAUUGAAAUAAUAAACAGUUCUCGUACAUUUGUUUAAACGGAGACAUUAUUUUAUAAGAAUGGCAUUAAGAAAAUUAGUAGAGGGUGAUUGCGGUGGUGCAAAUUCGUUAGUAAACCUCACGUCACAUUUUGUACAAGACAGGGGUUUGAAAGAUGAAGGCUACGCCUUCCCACAUUCUGAUCACAUUGCAAGCUCCAGCUCCGAGCAGCUUGUACAAGAGUUUCUCGAAGAGACGAUGGGUCACUCCACUCAGCCUUUCCGGAUGGAUUCCCUUCUCGCCGAAAUGAGGGACCUCGAAGGGAAAGUCGGACCGGUAAGCUCUCCACCCGUAUCGCAACUUACGAGGGAGGAGGAUGUUCAGGCCUGGGCUCAACAAUACAUCGAUGCUGGCAAACAUUUUGAUGUAAGUGUUGCUGAGCCCGGAAUUUGGACAAUGGAACAGCCAAACGACAGACAAGAGGUGUGUGAAGAUUUCCUCGACCUUGGUAUUGGCCCAAGGUGGGCCGAUGAAUUCCAAAGGCAUCAGGAUGUAAUGAGUGAGGAGCCAAUAUUAGGAGACUUAUCAAAUUCUGAGGAUUAUUUUGAUUCAACUAGUGAUCUAAAAGAAGUCGCAGGUGAUAUUUUGAAGACUACAGAAGGUGAUCCAUUAUUUUCCAAUUCUAAGUUUAUGAAAUUUAUGAAAAAAAUUAACGAGGGUGAAUCAUCGAUUGCGGAGAAAACACCACAAACAGACUCCACAGCGGAACACUGGAGUUUACAGUUUGAACACGAAAACGAAAUUCCUUCAACAUGGGAAGAAAGUUUUUUAAGAGAAAAUAACUCUGUGAAUGAAGAAUCAAACCAGGGUGAAAAGCAAAUGCAUGAUGAAUUUAACGAUUAUAUAUGGAAAACAUUAUCAGAACAGUCUGAUUACUCUACCUAUAAGGAUUAUAAAUUUGAAGAGGAUAAUCCCAUGAAGGAAGUGGCCGACCCAUUAGCGGAAGGCAGGAAGAAAUUAGAAGCAGGUGAAUUACCUAGUGCCGUGCUGUGUUUUGAAGCGGCGGUGUUGAAGGAACCAGAAAAUCCACUUGCUUGGCAACUUUUAGGAACUACUCAAGCUGAAAAUGAACAAGAUCCCCAAGCUAUAUCCGCUUUAAAGAAAUGUCUAAGCCUUGAGCCCAGUAACUCAGUAGCACUUAUGUCAAUAGCUGUUUGUUACACAAAUGAAAAUUUCCAAAACCAAGCAUGUCGAGCGUUGAAGGAAUGGAUAAGAUUGAAUGAAAAAUAUGCUGACCUUGUUCCUCCGACAGUCACCCAGCAGAAUCCGACUUGGAACCCUCCAUUUCAUCCAUUGUAUGGAAUUUCAUCUAUCUUAUCUAGGGAAUUACACGAAAGUGUGAAAACAAUGUUUCUCGAGGCAGCCAGGAGAAAUCCUACUGGUGUGAUAGACGCCGAUGUUCAAUGUGGUUUAGGUGUUCUUUACAAUUUAUCAAUGGAAACGGAUAAAGCUGCCGAUUGUUUUAAAGCCGCCCUUCAAGUUCGGCCAAACGAUGCAAGGAUGUGGAACAGACUAGGAGCAACACUCGCUAACGGCUCAAGGUCAGAAGAAGCUAUAGAUGCUUAUAGAAGUGCCUUGCAGUUGAUGCCUGGUUUUAUAAGGGCAAGGUACAACCUUGGUAUUGCCUGCAUUCGUCUUGGUGCCCAUAAGGAAGCAGCUGAACAUCUUUUAAUUGCUUUGAACCAGCAAGCCGCAGGCUGUGGACCUCAAGGAUCAAGUACACCACAAAUGUCAGAUACAAUAUGGAACACUCUUAGAUUAGUCGUUGUAUCCCUCCUCGAAAGAACAGAUUUUAUUGAAACUCUCAACACAAGAAAUUUGGAAAAACUCAACAAAGAAUUUGGAAUAGACUAAACAAAAAAGGUUUAUUAUAGUUAUAUUAAUCCCAUUUAAUUGUUCGGACAAUCAUAUAUAUUCACAUAUUUACAUAAUAUACAUUUGUUACAAAUGAGGCAAAAUGUCCCAUUGUUGAGGGGGUGGCUAUUAUUAGUAAUCGUUUUUAUUGCAAAUAAUGUAUUAAAAAUAAAAGAAAAAAAUAACUAAGUAUUUAUAAGUUAAAAAAUGUUAUUUUGCCACAUUAGAGAUGGAAAAUUACUCCCCUAGAUGUCCGAACUUUAAAAUUUUAGUACAGAAAAUUCCCCUCACAAAGAGGGAAGAGCUUAAUGGAGAAUGUCAAGUUGUUUUGGCAGUAACAGCUUCAUGCUCCGUGGCAAGAGGAAGUGAAAACAGGCAAUUAAUAAAAAAUCCCCCUUUUUAUACGUAUACAUAUAUUUUUGUCAACAAGGGUUUUAUUAAAAAUAUUUUAUGAAAGCUCAUAUUCUCCAAAAACAAAAAAUGAGCUGUAUAUGAGAAAUUUUGAAUUUGGCUUAAAACCUUUUAACAUAAUCGAAACAGUAAUUUUUUUAUUGAUAUGGUCGACAAUUUAAAAAACAAACAAAAACAACAAACAAACAAACAGCACGCCAGAGUUUUAUGACCUUUAACACUUAUUUUUCACCAUUAUUUCUUAUAU
This is a messenger RNA of Cimex lectularius (bed bug), 2805 nucleotides long. It is a transcript of the gene Pex5, whose product is annotated as peroxisomal targeting signal 1 receptor. Gene Ontology annotation, molecular function: protein binding. Gene Ontology annotation, biological process: protein import into peroxisome matrix, docking. Gene Ontology annotation, cellular component: peroxisomal membrane; cytosol. The record is from RefSeq and is a predicted model, not a curated record. The transcript is spliced from 14 exons. NCBI's taxonomy places the organism in Eukaryota, Metazoa, Arthropoda, Insecta, Hemiptera, Cimicidae. Bases 315 to 2147 code for a protein of 610 amino acids.